This is a messenger RNA of Thunnus maccoyii (southern bluefin tuna), 4406 nucleotides long. It is a transcript of the gene prkra, whose product is annotated as protein kinase, interferon-inducible double stranded RNA dependent activator. The transcript has 9 exons. The record is from RefSeq and is a predicted model, not a curated record. The coding region runs from base 2664 to 3434 and encodes 256 amino acids. NCBI's taxonomy places the organism in Eukaryota, Metazoa, Chordata, Actinopteri, Scombriformes, Scombridae.
GGAUGUUGAUAUGAUGUUAUCUUCGAUUAUUUCCCCGGUCAGGCUCAUGAUGAAGAUUUGUUAGCAUCUUUAGGGCACUUUAUAUUCCUCUCAAUAACAAUACUAGAUGCUCAGGAAAAUACCUUAAAGUGGUGUUUUGGUUUUUCUUUCAUUUACCAGCAGUAGAGUCUUCAGUCGGCGUGCAAACGACAGAAAAGAGCAAACAUGUCUCAGGAGGGAUAUCAGGCUACAUCAGGGCAAACCUCCGCCGACACGAGGGAAGAAUGUCAGGGACAAGAGAAAAGGCUUACAGCAGGGAAACACUUCUUCUGACAGUGCAGAGCGUAAAAUCAGGGGAAAAUGUGAGGAAAGUCUCGACGAUCAAAUGGGUACCUAAAUCCACCUUGGCUAACCACAAGGCAGGGAAACAUGAUUGUGGUCCUCAUCCACAUAGAGCAAUCACCCUUGAAGAGAAGGACGCAUGGUGGACUACAUUGUGUGGAUGGCAGAUGAUGGAUUUCCUCUUACAUCAUAAAAUGUCUGGCUUUGGACAUCAUCAAAAGCUGUUUCAGCAACAUUGAAACACUUGUGAAUGUGCAGAAGGGCCUCAGCGACAACUGGCAGGCCCAUUUCAAAGGCUGCCACCCUGAGCUCACCAGCAGUACACUAGACUCCCUAGAUCAGGCCUGGGUCUAUGGGGCAACAGCAGAGGGUUUGGAGACCUUCUUCAAACUUCUGGGAAAUAUUGUUAAUAUGCACAGUCUCCACAAUAAGCCUCGCUUGUAUGGAACUGUGAUGAAACAGGUUUUGGUGAAAAGCUCAAGUCCAAGGAGAAGGUUUUGUGCCAGAAGGGAAAGAGGCAUUGUUUACCGCCAGCAGACGACCACCAGGGAGCACAUAACUCUGCCCUGCUGCGUCAGUGCAGCAGGGACCAGGAUUCUGACCUUCAUCAUCUAUCCUCGCUGCAUUCCCAGUGUGAUGUAUGCUCUGGAUGGUCCAACAGACAGCCUGUACGACUAUUCAUAGAAGGGACACAUGAACACAGAGCUCUUUCUAAAAUGGCUGGACCAUUUUGUGAAACAUGCACCUGAAGAAAGACCUCUCAUGCGGACAAGCAAACAAGGGUCGUCACCAGUGAUGAAUAUAGUGUCAUCCUGCAAAACCUGGAUGCUGCGGAGAAGGAAAAUGGAUGAGAUGAAGAAAAAGAGGAAGGAAGAGCAGGAAAGAGAGUGAGAAGGAAAAAGGGCCAGGAUAGAAAGAAAAGAGAAGAGAAAGAGAGAGAAAUCCUCUUGCUGAAAACAGCGACCACCAUGCAGUGUGCACGAACAUCACAGCACCAGGGUCUGAGGCAGAGGUGGAUGACUGGGUGCAGCGCAAAUCCUGUGAGCUGCGGCAUCACCUCGUCUGUGUCGACUGCAGAGAUGCUCCAGAUGGGGAAUGGCUGUGCUACAAGUGUGGCCUAAUUGUGUGAGGAAGACGAGGCUGUCACUCACUGUGCCUGAGAAAAGAAGAAACUACAUAGUUUAUCCAAAUAGUUUUGUACAUCGUUAAAUAUUUAGUUUUCACACACACUCAAACACCAAACUGAGACAUUUCUUUAUUUUACAUACAUCUGAUGUUUGUUGCUCCAUCGUUAAUGAAUUAUUAUUCAUUAUUGUAUUAUAUUAUUCAUAUAUAAUUAAUGUUAAUGAAUAUAUUACCUUUCGUGAUUUAUGAAUUAAUAUUUCAAUUAACAUUUCAAUCACUUUAAUUAUUCCAAUUAAGUUCGUUUACAUUUGCAUUAAACAUUUAAACAUUAUACUAUUAGUUAUGUGUCUUAUUCUUAGUUUUGACUUAUCUCACUUAAGUUUUGCUAGCUAAUUAAUGUCACGUGGUUAUUUGCCUGUAAGGGCUAUUAGGCUAAUUGAAAUUAACUGGAUGCCCAUAUUACAUAAUAUAAGAUAUUCAUGGAGAAUAACUACAUGUAAGAGUUUUGAAAUAACAACUAUAUUAUCUAAUAUAUUCAAUGACAUUUGAUACAAAAAUUAUGCUUUUAGAGCAUUAAAAAUGUUUCUGUCUUGCCUGUCUGGGAUACCGUGAGUUGAAAACUGCACGUGUCCCUAUCACUGUGAUGAUGUGUUCACACCAAAUGCGAAGUGAAUUUUUCGCGCGGCGGGAUUAUUUACAAAGUCAAUGCAAAGACGCGUCUGUUCACGCUGGGCGAUGCGAAUGACGGGAAUAACGCGAUGCUAAUAUGCUAAAUUCGGGCAAUUCGGUAUUUGCGUGAGUUGAAAAUAUUUUAUGGAACACAGAUUGGACCAAAACGUCUAGUCCGCAUUAAUAUGUCAAAUUUGUACAUCUUAACGACAGAAAAUAUCCUGUUAACACGUCCAUUUUGAACGUGUUGAGGCGUUUGGACCAUUACGGCUUCCGUAUUAUUGGUUGGUGUCAUCAUACCUUCCCCUUUUUGACAUAUAGGGACUGCGUUGAACUAUACAUUGUUGUCAUACGGGCUCUUGCUAGUGGGUACGUUUGGGCUGCGGCAUACACAACGAUGAUUUAGUAUUUGGGACAGUCAAUUUGCGACGUGGAUCAAUUUUUGCAGCGUGAAUACAGAUGAAGCGCAGAGGGCCAGCCCAGGGAAGACGCCGAUACAAGUCCUGCACGAGUACGGCACCAAAACCGGCAACCUCCCCGUGUAUGUGAUGGAGAAGGCGGAAGGAGAAGCUCACCAACCGAGCUUCGUCUUCAGCGUGAGAGUUGGAGACGUUAGCUGCACAGGUCAAGGUCCCAGUAAAAAGGCAGCCAAACACGUGGCUGCAGAAGCUGCCCUGAAUAUUCUGCAGAUAGACGUUGGAACAGUGAAUGUUCCUGUGAAGUCUGAGAGUAAUGGUGUAGCGGCAGAAACAAACAACCAUCCCAACUCAGUAGGGAUUCUGCAGGAACUAGCGUUGCAGAGAGGAUGGCGUCUUCCUGAAUACACAGUUUUAAUGGAGGCUGGUCCACCACACAAGAGAGAAUUCACUGUUACUUGUAGAUUGGAGUCCCUGUCAGAGAAGGCUGUAGGAAAUUCAAAAAAAUCAGCGAAAAAGGCAGCUGCAGAGAAAAUGGUGGCAAAGCUUCAAAGUCUGUCAGGCUGCUCUGAAAUCACAUGGGCUCCCACACCAAGUGUCCGAUUUGAGAACUUAAGGAACUCAACAGCAGAGAAGAUUUCUUUAUUGAGAAGAAACCCGCUGAGCAUUCCCAACACAGAUUACAUUCAGAUGAUGUUGGAGCUGUCCAAGGAGCAAGGCUUUGAGGUCACGUACUUUGACAUCGGUGAGCUGACGGUGAACGGCCAGUAUCAGUGCUUGGCGGAACUGUCCACCACCCCCGUCACCGUGUGCCACGGCACAGGCAUCUCCUGUAGCAACGCGCACAACGACGCAGCACACAGCGCCCUUCAGUAUAUCAAGAUCAUGGCUUCCAUCAAGUAAAACCACCACAGUCAACCAUUGCCCACGUUGUCACGUAAACCAGCUGAUGUCGAGUCAGGAUGAGGCUAUAGAUUGUUCUUCCCACUAGUCUUCCUGCCUGCGGACGAUAUGAGGUCAAGGUAUAUUUUUAUAUUAAUGUAUAUCAAAGCAGAUCAUGUUCCACAGUAAGUGAAGAUACAACAGUGUUUGUGAGGAGACAAACAUACUCAGUAUUAAAAAUUAAAUGGAAAUGAAAUUUUGUCAUGAAGUUGUUAGGACUUUAUGAUGUCCAGCAUAUUUAAACAAAUGUACAUGUGUAAAUGAAGAACAAUAAGUAAUAUGAAGCACUCCUUUUUACGUGCGUAGUUUGAGCUGUCAGUGCUUUAUUUGUCCACAAAUAACUGUGUUGCGUGUGAAAAUAUAUAUAUAUUUUUUUUAGGAUGCAGAUGCUUUCAGUCUACUUUGACUUGAUUUAAGUUUUUAUUCCACAGUUUUGUCUCUCCAGCUACAUAUUGAGAUGUUCGUUGAAGUUCUUUAACUUUUAAUUUACCUCAGACACCUGCCUUUCUGUUAAACUUUAAAUUAAUAAAAGUUGCCUGAAAAUGUUUUAAAACUUGAUGUGUAAAAGUGAAUCGAAGAUGAGAGAUUAUUUUGACCUUGUUAAAUUUGAAAGUAUAGUCUGCAAUUUGGUUUACAGCAAGAUAGAAUUUUUUUUUUUUCUUUUCCAUCUGUGUGUACACAAUCUACAAUCUUUAUCAGGUUAACUGUCAAAGUGUAAAAUGACGUUACUUUGCUACAGACACAUAUUCCCAAUCUGCUGGUCUGUUGUUAUUGUUUGCAGUGUGCCUCAUAGUACAUACAACUAAAAUCUGUGAUUAUAUUUAAUAUUAACUGACUGGUAUCUGCUUUAUGAACUGAACCCUGGUGGAGAAUAACAGCAGCAGCAGCAACAUGUGUAUGAGUCUGAAAAUAAACCCAAACACUAAAUGUUAA